AUGAAUUCUCAACCAUCGCACGACUUCGCGCAGGCGCAAUCUCUUCAGAUUCCUGGAUUACAAAGCCAAGACUGCAAGCUCAUCAUAAGACAGCAACCUCGCUACGCGAGAGUUAACAUGGGCAAAGAGAAAGACCGUCGAGCAGUUGACCCUCCGCCCGUUGUUCAGCUCUUAAUAUCCCACGCAGUCGACCCCGGUGAACGUUAUAUUAUAAACCCACAUUUUUUCAUGAAAAGUAGUCUUACGCCAGUCACAGAUAUGCAAGCUGGAACAUCCCAUGGAGCUUUACUAGCAGGAACCACCGUCUCAUCUUGUCAUCGCCUGAAGGAUCCGGAAACUGACGAAUGGGGCGCGUAUUUUGUAUUUGGCGAUUUGUCGGCCAAAAUAGAAGGUACCUAUAUAUUGGAGUUCAAUCUCUUCGAGAGCCGCGAAGACGAAGUGGUGUGGAUGGGAUGCAUUUCGUCAGAUCAAUUUAAUGUGUAUUCGUCGAAAGCUUUUCCUGGAAUGAUGGAGUCGACCACUAUGACCAAAAAGUUCCAGGAGCAGGGGCUCAAGUUGAGGGUUCGUAAGGAGCCCCGGUCGUUGCUCAGAAAGCGCGGUCCUGCGUUUGAUGAUUAUGAGCCCAAGAAGUAUCGUGCCAGAAUUCAAGAUCCGGAUGAAGAGUCGGGUUCUCCCGAGGCGAGUAAAUACAGCGAACAACAACAAGCUCCCCAUCAGACUACACGUUUGCAAGAUAGAUACUCGGUCUAUUCUCAGGAAUCCUCGUCGCCGGAAGAACGCCGGUUGAAGCGUGUAAGGACUGAUACCCUUUCAAGCCAAUCGCAAAGCCCAAAUUUCAAUCAACAAGCUUCUGCCGAUUCACUUGAAUGGCAUAGAGGGUACGCUAAUGUACAGCAGCAUCAGCAACAGCAACAGCAACAGCAAUCUUCUUUUGCGAGCCAUCAUGUUCCAAGUCAACACCCUUUGCAGAGUUACAACGACUAUAACUCCUCGAAUUAUGCACAUUCUCCCCAGGAAAUGACUACACCGGUUCGAGAUCAGUUCUUUUCGAAUCAACUCUCGAAUACCCACAUCCAUGACUCACCUCAACCCAGAUCUUUACAAUUCGAUAUGAGUAAUCAACGCCCAUCUCCCACAUACUAUCAUGCACAUUCGCAAGGGCCACUGCAUUCGACCGUUCCUAUAUUGUCAGAGCCCAAUCCAUUGAAUCACAGGCAGUCAACCGAUUAUCCAGCUAUGGGAUAUCCGCCAAGAUCACAUAUUUCACACAGUGGCCUUACCGGAAUGCUACCGCCAUCAAAUCUGGGGAGAAAUCCCAUCGCGCCUGGAUUUCCCGGCUAUCGGAGAGACACUGCAUAUGAACCACUACCAGGAGAAAGUCUUAACAUAGGGCAAUAUUCAGAGCAGGGUCAUUUCGGCCUUCCUCUGAGAGAUCCUUACGAAGGUCGACCCCCCGCACAUAUUGUGACAACAUCACAACCAGAAUAUUAUCAAUAA
Botrytis byssoidea is the source of this 1497-nucleotide messenger RNA. RefSeq lists its product as uncharacterized. The record is from RefSeq and is a predicted model, not a curated record. NCBI's taxonomy places the organism in Eukaryota, Fungi, Ascomycota, Leotiomycetes, Helotiales, Sclerotiniaceae. The transcript has 4 exons. Bases 1 to 1497 code for a protein of 498 amino acids.